Fusarium graminearum PH-1 is the source of this 1338-nucleotide messenger RNA. RefSeq lists its product as uncharacterized. The transcript has a single exon. Lineage: Eukaryota; Fungi; Ascomycota; Sordariomycetes; Hypocreales; Nectriaceae. Bases 1 to 1338 code for a protein of 445 amino acids. Gene Ontology annotation, molecular function: translation release factor activity. Gene Ontology annotation, biological process: translational termination. The record is from RefSeq and is a predicted model, not a curated record.
AUGUCCCCAACACCAUGGAUAUGUCGAUCCUGCACAAGAGCAUUAUCACGUCCUCACAUACGUCAAUUUAUUCGCUUCGCCACGAAUGGUACACCUACCUCCCUACCCCUCUCUGCCCUCCCAGCUAACACCUCCCCAGAUGCAUCACCCCUCCUCGCUCCAGCCCUCCUCCAACGCGCCCAAUCCCUAACAACCGAACACGAUGCCCUCCAAAAGAACCUCAACUCCUCCUUCGACUCCACCACCGCCAAGCGCGUCGGCGAACUCUCCCGCGUCGCAGAAGCUCUAAAAGCGCUGGAAAAGUCACAAACUUCCGUCAAAGAGCUAAAGCAGAUGCUCGAUGAUGCAAGUCUGGAUCAAGACCUCGCCGCUAUAGCUAGAGACGAACUCUCCUCCGAGACAGGCCAGCUCGAAGCCCUCGCCCGCAAACUCUCCGCUAGCUUGACGCCUCGCCAUCCCUUUGCCGAUUUCCCAUGCAUGCUCGAGUUUAGACCGGGGCCCGGUGGUCUUGAGGGGAGAUUCUUUAUGGAUACACUGUUCAAGAUGUAUAAAGGCCUUUGCAUGCGCAGAGGAUACAGACAUACGGUCGUCAAAUACGAAUUCGCAGACGGCGCAGGCGAUUCAUCUUCUUCCGCUGGCGAAAACCCCCUCCAGGAAGCCAUUCUCGAAGUCCACGACCAAGGCGCCUUUGACAUUUUCCGCGGCGAAGCCGGCAUGCACCGCGUGCAACGCAUUCCCAGCACCGAAACAAAAGGUCGGGUACACACCUCGGCCGUCGCAGUCUGGGUCCUCCCCUCGUUCCCCGAAAACAGCGCCACGAGCAUCGAUUUCGAAGACCCCGAGAGCGACUUUUACGUGAACCCGCAAGAACUCAAGAUCGAGACGAUGAGAGCGCGUGGCGCAGGAGGACAGCACGUCAACAAGACGGAAUCCGCCAUUCGCAUGACACAUUUACCUACCGGCACCACGGUUUCGAUGCAGGAUCACAGAUCGCAGCAGCGCAAUAGAGAAGAAGCGUGGAAACUUAUGCGAUCCCGAAUCGCAGAUCAGAGACGAGAGCAACGUGAACAAGAGGCAUCACAGUUGAGGAACAGCGUUUUGUCGAAGACGCAGAUUACUCGUGGUGACAAGAUCCGAACCUACAACUACAACCAGGAUCGAUGCACCGACCAUCGCGCUGGUAUUGAUGUGCACGGCUUGCCGAAUGUACUCGAAGGUGGUGAGAAGCUGGAUAAAAUCAUGGACGGCGCAAAGGAUUGGUUGGUUAGCAAGGACAUUGAAGUUCUCGUUGCGGAAGAAGACGCAAAAGAGAAGGACAAGACUAAGGGAAAGAAAUAG